Molecule: messenger RNA, 1523 nt
Organism: Gracilinanus agilis (Agile Gracile Mouse Opossum)
Lineage: Eukaryota; Metazoa; Chordata; Mammalia; Didelphimorphia; Didelphidae
Gene: PKNOX1
Product: PBX/knotted 1 homeobox 1
Exons: 9
Coding region: 1-1260 (419 amino acids)
Biological process (GO): regulation of transcription by RNA polymerase II; angiogenesis
Molecular function (GO): RNA polymerase II cis-regulatory region sequence-specific DNA binding; DNA-binding transcription factor activity, RNA polymerase II-specific
Source: RefSeq, a predicted model, not a curated record
AUGCAAGUAGUAACAGAAUUUAAAACUGAACGAGAGCCAAACUGUUCUGACCCUGAUGCAGAAGGAGUGAGUCCUGCUCCUGUGGAGUCCCAGACACCAAUGGAUGCAGAUAAGCAGGCCAUUUAUAGACAUCCACUCUUUCCAUUAUUAGCACUGUUGUUUGAAAAAUGUGAACAAUCUACACAAGGCUCAGAGGGCACAACUUCUGCCAGUUUUGAUGUAGAUAUUGAAAAUUUUGUUAGGAAGCAAGAAAAGGAGGGAAAACCAUUUUUUUGUGAAGAUCCAGAAACUGAUAAUUUGAUGGUAAAAGCAAUACAGGUUCUACGUAUACAUCUACUUGAGCUUGAAAAGGUUAAUGAACUCUGCAAAGAUUUCUGCAGUCGCUAUAUUGCUUGUCUGAAAACUAAAAUGAACAGUGAAACUCUGUUGAGUGGAGAACCAGGAAGUCCUUAUUCCCCUGUACAGCCCCAGCAAAUUCAAAGUGCCAUCACAGGCACACUCAGUCCCCAAGGGAUAGUGGUGCCAGCAUCAGCAUUGCAACAGGGAAAUGUAACUAUGGCAACAGUGGCAGGUGGCACAGUAUAUCAGCCUGUUACAGUGGUCACUCCACAAGGUCAAGUUGUGACACAGGCAUUGUCACCUGGAACCAUUAGGAUCCAAAAUUCACAGCUUCAGUUACAGUUAAACCAAGAUCUCAGCAUCUUGCAUCAAGAGGAUGGCUCAUCUAAGAAUAAAAGGGGAGUUCUGCCCAAACAUGCUACAAAUGUCAUGAGAUCUUGGCUCUUUCAGCAUAUAGGGCAUCCCUAUCCAACAGAGGAUGAGAAAAAGCAGAUUGCUGCUCAGACCAACCUGACACUUCUCCAAGUAAACAAUUGGUUUAUCAAUGCCAGAAGACGAAUUCUCCAGCCAAUGUUGGAUUCCAGCUGUUCAGAAACUCCAAAAACAAAGAAAAAAACAGCUCAGAAUAGACCAGUUCAGAGAUUCUGGCCCGACUCUAUUGCAUCAGGGGUUGCUCAACAACCACCUAAUGAACUUACUAUGUCAGAAGGAGCUGUUGUGACCAUUACUACACCAGUUAAUAUGAAUGUGGACAGCCUCCAAUCCCUGUCAUCUGAUGGUGCUACGUUAGCAGUGCAGCAAGUCAUGAUGGGAGGACAGAGUGAGGAUGAAUCUGUGGAUAGCACUGAAGAUGAUGGAGGAGAGCUCACAGCGACAAAUAUUAGUGGCCUGGUUUUGGAUAACAGUGAUUCUCUGCAAUAGGAAGGAAGAGAAUGUGGCCAUAGAUAGGGGGGAAAAAUGGACUUGACUGACUUUUUAUAGUUUGCACAGCAAACAUUUUACACAAGUUUUAUUUCUAAUGUUUUAUAUGUAGAUAUAGAAGGGUGCACUUUUUGUAUUUCAUAGUAAGCUUAAACAGUCUUUGCAGGUACAGCAACUUCUUUCAAAUGUGUGUGUGGUUUUUUUUUUUGUUUGUUGGGGGGGGUUUGAAUUUUUCUUUAAAGGUUUAACUCUAAUAUAAUGAA